This is a messenger RNA of Spirodela intermedia, 819 nucleotides long. Lineage: Eukaryota; Viridiplantae; Streptophyta; Magnoliopsida; Alismatales; Araceae. The record is from the annotation of a GenBank genome assembly.
AUGGGGAUCAAGUUGCUCACCCUGCAAAUGAUCCCCUGGUGUUUCCCGGUGCUGGGCGGCGCCGCCGCCGCCUGGAGCCACCCGGAAGCCCAAGGUGAAGGCGGCGCCGCCGCCGCGCGGCCAGUGAAGCUGAUCAUGGCGGACGGGAGAGUGGAGGUGUUCGACCGUCCGAUGAGCGCGGCGGAGCUGAUGAAGGAGCACCCGAAGCACCUGAUCUGCCGCUCUGACUCCUUCACCAUCGGGCAGAUGAUCCCGGCCCUGCAGGAGGAGGAGCUGCUGAAGCCCGGCCAGGCCUAUUUCCUCCUCCCCCUCCACUUCUUCCAGUCGGUGCUCUCCUUCGUCACCCUCGCCUCCUCCUUCGCCCUCCUGCACCGUCCUUUCGACGUCCUAAAGACCCCCUCCGGGAAGCUGCAGAUCAGGGUCUCCGACGAUUUCAUCGGCAGAGAGAACGGGUCCGCGGAGAAGGGAGGAGGGCCGCCGGGAGGGAGGGUCUGCACAACGGCGGCGCUGGUGAAGGACUACCAGCAGCUGGUGGUCGGAAGCAGAGUGCGGCUGUGGAAACCGAAGCUGGAGACCAUAAGGGAGUCGGAGAGGAGCAGGAGGAGGCUGGUGGCGGUGGGCGCCGCCGCCGCCGCCGCCCUCGGCGAUCUCAGGCAACGGAGGAAGAAAGCCCACCGGGGGAAUCCCCAGGACCAGCAGAAGAAACAGCCGCCGCUGCAGCAGCAGAAGAAGAUACCGAAGCAGCAUAAUGUCUCCAUUUCCGCCGUCUCCUCUCAGCUUCCGAGUUUAGACUCCUCACCGACAGAAGCAGCGAGAUGA